CAGAAGGAAAGAAAAGGAAAACUGGAGACAAGAGGCACAAAGGAAAAGAGAAGAAAAAUAGAGCCUGAGGACUAGAGGAAAGCCGAGGAAGGAGAGAGCACCGAGAAGGAGAGUAAUAGACGAGAGAAAAAUGGAAGAAGAAAGAGACUAAGAGAUUGAGAUUAGAAGCAAAAAACAGAGCACCGAGAAUGAAUGAAGAGGAGACUGAGAUCAGAAGCAAGAACAGAGCACAAAUAAGAGACACAAGAGAGAGAGAGACUAAGUGAGGCAUGAAGAAGAUGAAGUCCAUGAAUGACAGCAGGAGCAACAAUAAGAGUGGGAAUAAUAUUAAUAGUAGUCGAAACUGGUUGGGGUUUUCUCUAUCACCCCACAUGAAAAUGGAGGUUACUUCUAGCCCACCCCUUCAUCAUCACGAUUAUCAUCAUUAUAAUCAUCAACCUCAAGUUUCUACUGCUGCUAUUUCUAGCUCUGUUCUGACAACCUUCUGUCUAUCGCCUUCUCAACUCAAUAGUUAUAGGAUAUGUUAUAGUGCGGUGAAGAACCCAGGCUAUCAUUCUCCAUUGACUGCCAUGCCUUUCAAGUCUGAUGGCUCACUUUGUAUAAUGGAAGCUCUGUCUCGAUCACAAACUCAAGUGAUGAUGCCAAAUUCAUCUCUAAAACUGGAGGACUUUUUAGGUGGUGCAAUUAUGGGGACUCAUGAUGUAAUGGCUCUGAGCCUCAACAGCAUUUACUAUGGCAACCAGGCUGCAUAGGCUCAAUCCCAUAGAGACCAUUCUCUUGACUUUCUUUUGGAGCCCUUCAAACAGCAAGACCCCAUCUCUGUUCAGUCACAUCCUUAUUAUUCUAGAAAAAUUAAUUAAUCAAAUUAAUAAAUUUAAGUUGUAAUCA
Molecule: messenger RNA, 888 nt
Organism: Prosopis cineraria
Lineage: Eukaryota; Viridiplantae; Streptophyta; Magnoliopsida; Fabales; Fabaceae
Product: AP2-like ethylene-responsive transcription factor CRL5
Exons: 1
Coding region: 270-752 (160 amino acids)
Source: RefSeq, a predicted model, not a curated record